Messenger RNA from Carlito syrichta (Philippine tarsier), 2138 nucleotides. It is a transcript of the gene TBC1D12, whose product is annotated as TBC1 domain family member 12. The record is from RefSeq and is a predicted model, not a curated record. Lineage: Eukaryota; Metazoa; Chordata; Mammalia; Primates; Tarsiidae. Bases 333 to 1391 code for a protein of 352 amino acids. The transcript has 13 exons.
CCUUUUUCCAAAAAGGACAAAGGAACUUAAAUCAGUUGUCCAUAGUGCUCCUGGUUGGAAAUUAUUUGGUAAAGUCCCUCCCAGAGAGAAUCUUCAGAAAACUUCUAAAAUCAUUCAGCAGAUGUGAAAUUCCUGCUUGUGGCCUUUUGAACCAGUUGGAAUAUGAAGCACGAACAGGGAGGACCUGUAAACCACCACCUCAGUCUUCAAGGCGUAAGAAUUUUGAAUUUGAGCCACUUUCUACCACUGCCCUGAUUCUUGAGGAUCGACCAUCAAAUCUUCCUGCCAAAUCUGUGGAAGAAGCUUUACGUCAUCGACAAGAAUAUGAUGAGAUGGUAGCCGAGGCUAAAAAACGAGAAAUUAAAGAAGCACAUAAAAGAAAAAGAAUAAUGAAAGAACGAUUUAAACAGGAAGAAAAUAUUGCAAGUGCAAUGGUAAUUUGGAUUAAUGAAAUACUGCCCAAUUGGGAAGUAAUGCGUAGUACAAGAAGAGUUCGAGAAUUGUGGUGGCAGGGAUUGCCCCCUAGUGUUCGUGGGAAAGUUUGGAGUCUAGCUGUAGGAAAUGAACUAAAUAUCACUCCUGAACUAUAUGAAAUUUUCCUCUCAAGAGCAAAAGAACGGUGGAAAUGCUUCCGUGAAACAAGUUCAGAGAAUGAUACAGAAGGUGUAUCUGUUGCUGAUCGAGAGGCCAGUCUGGAAUUAAUUAAGUUGGAUAUAUCCCGUACAUUUCCAUCUCUAUACAUCUUUCAGAAGGGUGGACCAUAUCAUGAUGUCUUACAUAGCAUCUUAGGGGCAUAUACAUGUUACAGACCUGAUGUUGGUUAUGUCCAAGGAAUGUCCUUUAUUGCAGCAGUACUCAUUCUUAAUUUGGAAGAGGCAGAUGCCUUCAUUGCAUUUGCAAAUCUCCUGAAUAAGCCAUGCCAAUUGGCCUUUUUUCGUGUGGAUCACAGCAUGAUGUUGAAAUAUUUUGCAACAUUUGAAGUAUUCUUUGAAGAAAAUCUCUCCAGAUUAUUUCUUCAUUUCAAGUCUUAUAGUCUUACACCAGAUAUAUACUUGAUAGACUGGAUCUUCACAUUGUAUAGCAAAUCACUACCACUUGAUCUGGCCUGUCGAGUCUGGGAUGUAUUUUGUAGAGAUGGGGAAGAAUUUUUAUUUAGGACUGGAUUAGGAAUCCUCCGAUUAUAUGAAGAUAUUCUGCUACAGAUGGACUUUAUUCAUAUAGCACAGUUUCUAACUAAAUUGCCAGAUGAUAUCACAUCAGAAAAACUGUUCAGCUGUAUUGCAGCCAUCCAGAUGCAGAAUAGCACCAAAAAAUGGACUCAGGUCUUUGCAUCUGUAAUGAAGGACAUUAAAGAAGGAGACAAGAACAGUAGUCCUGCUUUGAAAAGCUAAUCUUCAAAAUUGACAGACUAAUUGAAGUAUACAAAUGGUUUUGGGUAAAAGUUUUUUGUUUCCUAUGUAAAAGGCAUGGAAGAAAAUGGAGACAUUUAAAAGAAUCAAGAGAUGGAAAACUGCUGAUUUCAAAUUUCAUGACUGAAGUAAAUAAAAUAAGUAACUUAUUGACAGUAUUAAUAAAAAAGUAUUUUGUAGGGGAAGCCAUUUUUCAAAGUAAAAAGAUUUUUUAAAUACAAAAGUCAUUUCCUUUCAUAAAGAUUUUCACAUAUCAUAUAUGUAAUGGGAAACAACUAACAUGUAAACAUCCCAGUAAUGAUAUUUUAUUAUCUUUCAGAUCAUAUAUUUUUUCUUUAAAAUUGGUACAUAUCUUGUUUAGAUUUGACUCAUAAGUAACUUCAAGAUAAGAAGCUAUACAGGAUCCAGAUUCAAAUUCAGCAAAAGCUUGGUCAUGUCCUUGUCAUUCUUUGUGCUGUUAUUUGAAGUCUGUAGGUUUGAGAUUGGUGUGAUUCUGUUGAGUUCUUUGACUUCCUACUGGGUAGUUGACUUAACAAAAACUUGAUAAGAACUGUGUUUUAAUUCUUCUAGACAGAUUUCAUUAUGUUUCUCCAAUGCUGUUUUAUUAUACUUUUCUCCAUAAAUUUUCAUUCUGGAGAAUUCAGAUUCCAGAUCUUUUAUUCUGAGCUCUUGCUGACUUUUUAUUGAAGCAGUACUGUCCUUUUUUUUUUUUUUUUUUGAUUAGGAGUC